UACUCGCUGUCAACAAAAAUCAUCGACUCGCAGACUUUUGUGCAUCGUGUUCCGUGUUUAUUUUCGUCUCUCGGCCGCAGAUUUGUGAAUAUUAAUGACUGCAGCAAGCCAUUACCGGACAAAUUAGCGAAAGCAUUUCAUGUUCCACGAUCUUCUAGUCAGUUCAGUGUGAAAUUGCCGUUCGAAUCGAGAUAUUCGAACGGGGCACCACCGUGUUCUGCCGUGUUCCGCCGGCACUUAACAUACAUUUGAGCAUGUGAAAAUUGUCUAAAGAAACUCUGCAAUGAUGAAAAGGGCACUCAUGGUGGCGGAGAAGCCGUCCUUGGCAGCUUCUCUGGCCAAUAUUUUGAGCAACGGCAGGAGCACGAAUCGAAAAGGAAUAAACAAUGCCUGUUCCAUUCACGAGUGGAACAUGCAGUUCAAAGGCGAAAGUGUCCAUUUCUUGAUGACUUCCGUGUGCGGUCAUGUCAUGAGUUUGGACUUUGUCGGAAAGUUUAACAAUUGGGACCGAGUCGAUCCGGCUGAGUUGUUUCACUGUCCAACGGAGAAAAAGGAGGCUGUGGCCAAACUGAAGAUGCCGCCAUUUCUAGCCAAAGAAGCCAAGGGUUGUGAUUAUUUGGUUCUGUGGCUGGAUUGCGACAAGGAAGGCGAGAAUAUUUGUUUUGAAGUCAUCGAUGCUGUCAGAGAAAGCAUGAGGAUAACUGAUCAUAAUGUGUUUCGAGCCCACUUUUCUGCCAUCACAGAAAAGGACAUCAAAGCUGCGAUGAACAAUUUGGGAAAGCCAAACGAAAACGAGGCCAAGAGCGUGGAUGCGAGACAGGAGUUGGAUUUGAGGAUCGGCUGCGCAUUUACCAGAUUCCAAACCCGAUUUUUUCAGGGUAAAUAUGGAGACCUGGACGCAUCUCUGAUCUCCUAUGGACCGUGCCAAACGCCGACGCUUGGAUUUUGUGUGCAACGUCACGAUGAAAUUCAAACUUUCAAGCCUGAACCCUACUGGGUCUUGCAGGUGACUGUGCAAACAAGUGAAGGAAAAGAGGUCGUUCUUGAUUGGGAACGCGUGCGAUGUUUCGAAAAGGAGAUCGCCACCAUGUUCCUCAUGCAGGUCAAAGAGUUCAAAGAGGCCAAGGUAACAAGCGUGAGCAUGAAGGAAAAGGCCAAGGUUCGGCCGUUGGCUCUGAACACAGUGGAGCUGAUGCGAGUCGCCAGUUCAGGAUUGGGAAUGGGUCCUCACCACGCGAUGCAAAUCGCUGAGCGGCUCUACACGCAGGGCUACAUCAGCUAUCCACGAACAGAGACAACGCAUUAUCCAGAAAAUUUUGACCUGCUCGAGGUGCUGAGGCAGCAGCAACACAGUUCUGACUGGGGUGAGGAGGUCAGGGAGGUAUUGUCGUCUGGAAUAAACCGGCCCAAGAAGGGCCAUGACGCCGGUGACCAUCCUCCGAUCACGCCAAUGAGAACAGCGAGCCGAAGUGAACUUGACGGAGACUCCUGGCGCCUUUACGACUACAUCACCCGCCACUUUAUUGCUACUGUUUCAAGAGACUGUACUUAUUUGAGCACGACGGCUAAAUUUGAGAUCGGUAAGGAGGUGUUCAAGUGCACUGGCAAAACACUGUUGGAUCCAGGCUACACCAUAGUUAUGCACUGGCAAUCGUUCAGCAAGAACGAGACUGUUCCCCCGUUCUCUGAUGGAGAAAUCGUUAACAUACAAGAGGCCAAACUGCAGGAAUGCCAGACAUGUCCGCCUGAUUAUCUCACGGAGUCGGAACUAAUCACCCUGAUGGAAAAGCACGGCAUCGGAACUGACGCUUCUAUUCCAGUCCACAUCAAUAAUAUUUGCCAGCGGAACUAUGUUGCUGUCGGCUCAGGCCGUCGCCUUGUGCCCACUUCGCUUGGAAUUGUCCUCGUCCACGGGUACCAAAAGAUCGACCCGGAGUUAGUAUUGCCGACGAUGCGUUCUGCGCUAGAGGAGCAGUUGAACCUGAUCGCGCAUGGUCAAGCCAGCAUGCACGCUGUGCUGCAGCACUCGCUCGAAAUCUUCAAGCAGAAGUUUUUGUAUUUCGUAAAGAAUAUCGAAGGCAUGGACCAGUUGUUUGAGGUCUCCUUCUCGCCCCUCGCCAUGUUGGGCAAGGCUUUGUCCAGGUGCGGCAAGUGCAGGAGGUAUAUGAAGUACGUUCAGGCGAAACCAGCACGUCUGCACUGCUCGCAUUGCGAUGAGACGUACAGCCUGCCGCAAAACGGCGUUGUGCGCAUCUACAAGGAGCUCAAGUGUCCGCUGGACGACUUCGAGCUGCUUUCCUGGUCGGCUGGCAACAAAGGCAAGAGCUACCCUCUCUGCCCCUACUGCUAUAACCACCCGCCGUUCAGGGACAUGAAGAAGGGCAGCGGCUGCAACGCGUGCACCCACCCAAGCUGCCCACACAGUCUCAACAGCAACGGGGUCUCCUCCUGUGUCGAGUGCGACGGUGGGGUCCUUGUGCUCGACCCAGCUUCUGGACCAAAGUGGAAACUCAGCUGCAACAGGUGCGAUGUCAUCAUCCAUAUCUUUGACGAUGCUCACAAAGUAGCGGUUGAUGAUGGCACGUGCGAAUGUGGUGCGCAGCUCAUUUGCGUCAACUACAAAGAGGAGCGAACAAAACUGCCAAACGAGGCGACGGAGCUGACGGGCUGCGUUUUCUGCUCGCCCGACUUCGCCAAUUUGGUCGAGAAGCACAGGGCAAUCAACCGGCCGAAUCGCAUGGCCCCCGGCGGCCGGGCGGCCAGGGGAAGGGGCCGCGGCCGGGGAGGCAAGGGCCGCGGCAAAGGGAAGCCCAAGGACAAGAUGGCCCAGCUGGCGGCCUACUUCGUGUAACAGCCCCUUGUUAGUGCGGUAGCCCCCGCCACUUGUAAGGCGCGGAACUCCGAAUUGUGUUGUUUGUUUGUAGCUGCUCAGGUAGCCACUUCUAGGAUGCAGCAUGGAAUGUCCUCAUCAAGCAGUCUACACACUUUUGUCUUUGCUGCUCGACUUAAUAAAAAAAGUUAAAUUAAAUGAA
This is a messenger RNA of Cloeon dipterum, 3032 nucleotides long. It is a transcript of the gene Top3beta, whose product is annotated as topoisomerase 3-beta. The transcript has 16 exons. The record is from RefSeq and is a predicted model, not a curated record. Lineage: Eukaryota; Metazoa; Arthropoda; Insecta; Ephemeroptera; Baetidae. Gene Ontology annotation, biological process: DNA topological change. The coding region runs from base 284 to 2851 and encodes 855 amino acids. Gene Ontology annotation, molecular function: DNA topoisomerase type I (single strand cut, ATP-independent) activity; DNA binding. Gene Ontology annotation, cellular component: nucleus.